GUUGAUUCCUCCCCUUCCAUCCAUCCCCGCAACCCAGGAACAGCUAUGGUCGUCAGGAAUAUUGCUAUCUUCGCCGGCGGUGCCGUCAUUGGCGCCAUCGCCGUGGGUUCGUACCUCAAGUCUAAGCAGGAGACCAGCCCCGUGGCCCUGACGACCAAGACUCAGGCACCUGCGGUCCCUGUGCCAGCACCGGUCGCACCCCUGCCUCAGGUCCCAACAAGCCCAGCGACUCCUCCCCCUGUCAUUGCUCGUCCUCCUCCCGGCACAUCGGUCGGUCAUGCCCGUAAAAUCAUGCCCCAUGGAUUUCCAGGCCCUGUCAAUGAUGUCUUUACCAGAGAAGGCUAUGUUGCUUCUUACAACCGUCAACUCCGUCAUCCGAACUGGGUUGCAGAGCACCUCACUGCGGAAUCAUUGAAGGCAAGCGAAGGUGUCGGUCGUGGCAACUCCAACUUCAAGGAGGACCCCACGGUCCCUGAUCUGUACAAGGCCAAGCUGUCAGACUACUUCCGCUCAGGAUACGAUCGCGGACAUAUGGCCCCUGCCGCAGACUGCAAAAGCUCACAGAACGCCAUGGACGAAACCUUUUAUCUGUCCAACAUUGCCCCACAAGUCGGCGAUGGCUUCAACCGCGACUACUGGGCCCAUUUCGAAAACUUCUGCAGAAUCUUAACCAGGAAAUAUGCCGACGUCUAUGUGAUUACUGGACCCCUGUACUUGCCCUAUCAGGAUCCUACCGAUAAGAAGUUUUAUAUCAAGCACGAGGUCAUUGGAAACCCUCCUAACAUUGCUGUACCCACCCAUUUCUACAAGGUCAUCUUGACCGACAAGGGUAAUGGCGAAAUGGCGCUCGGCGCGUUCGUCUUGCCCAAUAAUACCAUCCACAACGACGUGCCCUUGACGGCAUUCCAGGUGCCGAUCGAGGCCGUUGAGAAGGCUUCAGGACUCAAGUUCUUUGAGAUGCUGGAGCGGAGGGCGUUGAAGAACCUGUGCAUGGAUACCGACUGCAGGGUCAUGGCUCACCCCAAGAGCUUGAAAGACAGAAACCAGAAGGCGCUUCCUGCACAAUAAGCACCCUAUCCUCACCUCAGCAUUAUAUAAUCCUUACCUAUAGAUUAUUUGUUUAACCUUCAAUAUAGAUCUUUCAGUUAUA
Gamsiella multidivaricata is the source of this 1150-nucleotide messenger RNA. RefSeq lists its product as uncharacterized. The record is from RefSeq and is a predicted model, not a curated record. The coding region runs from base 46 to 1068 and encodes 340 amino acids. Lineage: Eukaryota; Fungi; Mortierellomycota; Mortierellomycetes; Mortierellales; Mortierellaceae. Gene Ontology annotation, biological process: apoptotic DNA fragmentation. Gene Ontology annotation, molecular function: nucleic acid binding; RNA endonuclease activity; single-stranded DNA endonuclease activity. The transcript has 3 exons. Gene Ontology annotation, cellular component: nucleus; mitochondrial inner membrane.